Messenger RNA from Boleophthalmus pectinirostris (great blue-spotted mudskipper), 2836 nucleotides. It is a transcript of the gene rxfp2a, whose product is annotated as relaxin family peptide receptor 2a. Gene Ontology annotation, cellular component: membrane. The transcript has 20 exons. Gene Ontology annotation, molecular function: protein binding; G protein-coupled receptor activity. Lineage: Eukaryota; Metazoa; Chordata; Actinopteri; Gobiiformes; Gobiidae. Gene Ontology annotation, biological process: G protein-coupled receptor signaling pathway. The coding region runs from base 173 to 2455 and encodes 760 amino acids. The record is from RefSeq and is a predicted model, not a curated record.
CCCACAGACGAGCUGCGUGGAGCGGUCAGAAUGUUCCUAUAUUACCCGCUCCUAUGCGCGGGGUUCACAGUCACCUGAGCAGUCAGAUAGUUUAACUUCCAGCCAGGACCUCAAGGAUGUUUCCGAACUUUUUGUUUUGUUUGUGAUUUUUUUUUUUACGGUGAAUUUUUGGAUGAUUAAUCGCAACAGCAGCAUGAGCGCGGGCAAAGUUUUGACCGUUCUGAUGGACCUGCGCGUCGUGGUUCUUCUUGUGCACUUGACGCACACUGGCACCAAAGCGUCAGCAUUGGGGCAUGGAGAGCUGGAUGUGCAGUGCCCUUUGGGUCAGUUCCCCUGUGGAAACAUGAGCCUGUGUCUGCCCCAGGCUUUACAAUGCAACGGACACAUGGACUGUCCCAACGGCGCAGAUGAAAGACGCUGUGGGGACAACGCAGGCUGGGCAGACUUAUUCGGACAAACUCUGCAGAGCAUCAGUCCAGUGGAAUAUUACAUCCUCACUGACUGCUUGCUGCAGGAGUACCCAGAGAGCUGUGAGUGUGUUGUGACAGAAGUCAUGUGUGUGAGGGUGGGGCUACAGGACGUCCCACGACUGUCCCCAAAUGUCACCUGGCUGUCUCUCAGAAGUAAUAAAAUCAAGAAGUUGUCAGAUUAUGUCUUCUCUGAGUACUCUGCACUGGAGAGAUUGUUCCUGCAAAACAACAGUCUGCAACUCAUCUCCAAAAAUGCUUUCAGUGGCCUUUACAGUUUGAAAAGAUUGUUUCUGAGUGAAAACUUGAUCUCGUCCCUGAGUCCUGGUGUGUUCAAGGACCUGCAUCAGUUAGAGUGGCUGAUAUUGGACCAUAACCCUGUAACCAGUUUGUCAUCGGACACAUUCUUUGGUCUUCAGUCUCUUCUUUACCUGUCGAUGGUGGAUAUGUCCCUUAAGCAGCUGCCUCACCCCAGCUUCUGUCAGCACAUGCCCUCCCUGGACUGGCUGGAUCUUGAAGGAAACCAGAUCCAGACCCUGAACUACUCCAUCCUGAAGACAUGCAGUAAACUGGAAGUACUAUUACUGAUGGGAAACAAGAUCAGCAGUAUCCCUGAAAAUACCUUUCAGUCUUUGUGGAAACUUGCUGAACUAAAUUUGUCCAGUAAUCGAAUUAGAGAGCUGUCCAAAAACACCUUCAAGAACCUGUCCAAGUCCCUGCUCAAACUAAAUAUUUCCUAUAAUCCACUGUUGCGUAUCCACUCUGGCCACUUUAACCACCUGACACAUCUCCAGUCCCUGGCCUUGGAGGGAAUCGAAAUCCAAAACAUUCAGACCAAGAUGUUUUUGCCAAUGAAGAACCUCUCCCAUAUUUACUUCAAGACAUUCCAGUAUUGUUCAUAUGCUCCCCAUGUGCGUUCCUGUAAGCCCAACACUGAUGGCAUCUCUUCCUUUGAGGACCUUUUGGCGAGCAUGGUGCUGCGUGUGUCUGUUUGGGUCAUAGCUUUCAUCACCUGCUUUGGAAACCUCCUCGUCAUUGGCAUGAGGUCCUUGAUCCGCGCUGAAAACAACCUGCACGCAGCCUGCAUUAAAGUGCUUUGUUGUGCAGACUGUCUUAUGGGGGUGUACCUAUUUUUUGUUGGGAUUUUUGAUGUGAAAUUUCGGGGACAGUACAACCGUAAUGCCCUGAUCUGGAUGGAGAGCAUUGAGUGCAAGACCAUUGGAUUUCUUGCCAUGCUGUCGUCUGAGGUGUCAGUCCUCCUUUUGACUUACCUAACGCUGGAGAAGUUCCUGGUCAUUGUUUUCCCCUUCAGUAAUCUACGUCCAGGCAAACUGCAAACUGGGGUUGUCCUCUCAUCCAUUUGGCUCACUGGCUUCAUAAUUGCUGCUGUGCCUUUAAUGAACGAAGAGAUAUUUGGGAAUUACUAUGGGCGUAAUGGGGUCUGCUUUCCUCUGCACUCUGACAGACAAGAGAAACCAACAGCCAAAGGAUACUCCACUGGCAUUUUUCUGGGUCUUAACUUGGCGGCCUUCCUCGUGAUCCUCUUCUGCUACUCCAGCAUGUUUUUCUCCAUCUAUAAAACCGGCAUCAACGCCACAGACCUGAGGAGCCGGCUGCACAAAGACGUGGCUGUGGCCAACAGGUUUUUCUUCAUCGUGUUCUCUGACGCCCUCUGCUGGAUACCCAUAUUUUUGGUCAAAAUUCUUUCUAUCCUGGAAGUAGAGAUUCCUGGCACAAUUUCCAGUUGGGUGGUCAUCUUUAUCUUGCCCAUCAACAGUGCUCUGAACCCCAUCCUGUACACCUUGACCACCAGCUUCUUCAGAGAGCAGGUAGAGAUGCUGCUCUGUCGGUGGCAACGCAGACACUCUCUAAAAAAGGAUGGGAAAAGUCUCACCUCCUCCACAGUAUUCAUGGAAACGUCCCGGGGGUCUUACCAACCUGCCUACCUGCAGCAGGUAUCAUUGACUGAUGACCCGCAAUAUGAUUAAACCGUUAGAGGUACGACCAAUUAAGCUAAAAAUGUUUUUUUCUACAUAAAUAAGCUUUAUGGAUGCUGUAAUAUACUGAAUCUUUUCAUGUUCUGAACUGACUCAAAACAAGUGAAAAAAAACAACAACAGACUUGAUCAGCAAAGUCAUCACACUUGCAUGUCAUAUUUGGUUAUCGCUUUGACAGAGAGCAAAGAACAACAUUGAAGAAACCAACAUUGCAUCCACCUCUCAUCCCAGGGAUAUAUUAUAACUGUGCUCAAUCAAAACUGUUUUCUUUUCACUAUGUUGUAUGUUGUCUCCCUGAAAUGAGUUGGAAGCUGCCAAAAAUAUCUGUUCAUAUAAAGUUAAGUGAUGUUAUGAACUAUGGGCUGGGAUCAG